Messenger RNA from Camponotus floridanus (Florida carpenter ant), 2641 nucleotides. RefSeq lists its product as uncharacterized. The record is from RefSeq and is a predicted model, not a curated record. NCBI's taxonomy places the organism in Eukaryota, Metazoa, Arthropoda, Insecta, Hymenoptera, Formicidae. Bases 668 to 2539 code for a protein of 623 amino acids. The transcript is spliced from 8 exons.
UGCCACGUCCUGUGUACAGGAGCCUUUACAACUAUAUUUGCUUGGACCUUGUGAUUCACAAAUUGUUAAAUCAACUAAUUUCGGGAAUAAUUCUACUCAUAAUCGCGAUCAGUUCUUACAAAACGCAGAUCUUGUGUAUAACGAAUCAUUGGCCAAUUAAUUUAAAAAAAGGUUUCGCGUACAUAGUACUUCAAUUGUCAUCGAUCCCUAUUGUAGAGAAAAUUCUCGCGCGUUGCUUAGUUGGGUGGUAACCAUUGUAUUAGGCGUUGCGCCGAUGCAUUGUGUGUAACAGUGUGUAGUAUACAUUGAAGUGUCAUGAAAAAGUGAUUAUCACAUUGAGUGAAAACUAUCCAUUUCGAAAAUAGGAUAUGCGAUGCGAAGCUUUCAAGGAGAAUAAUCUAGUGAAGAAAAGUUGUUUGUAAUAGAGAAGCCAACAUAUAUAACUCUUAAGUUCAUAUUCUGAUGGCAGAAAUACACAAAAAUAAUUCUUAUGUUCGUUCAUGACGAUAGAUAUACAAAAAUUAUCAUCUAUAUAAAAUAUGUGAGUGAAGAUGUCAAAACUGAGGCUAUGUAUUACCACAUUCUUGAACAACAUUGAGCUUCCUAUAACUUGUGAAUAAAGUCGUAAAACAAAGGAAAAAGGGCUUUUUAUGCAAAUAUAUCUUAAAUGGGAAACAAAAUUGAUGAUUUUGGAAAUAUGAAGCUCUCAACUAUUCAAGAGAGCGAAAGAAAACUGCCCCAAAACCGAAUCUCUAAUGAUGAGAUCACAAUGAAUGAUACUAUUAAUGAUAAAUGUCUAGAAGAUAACAGAACUUUAGCAAGGGAAGAGGGUCCUAUGGUAUCAAAUCUCCCUCUUUUAUUUGCUAAUGGAUAUCCUACAUCUUUGGAGAAAAUUACAAUGGUACAAUUGGAACGUUUUAUAUUGUUUAUGGUUCAUUGUUCAUUAGGCCAUGAUACUACUAAGGUUAUUAACAGACCCAAGUGGUGGCCUCAAGAUGUUAAAUUUUCAAAUCCACUAACAAGACCUAAAAAGAUAAAUGAUAAUUGGAUGGCAAACCUAAAAAAAUUGGUUUUUCGAUGUUACACAUACCAUAGAAGUGAAUAUUUGUUACGUUUUUGCUCUUAUUUAGCAGAAUAUCCUCAUGAAGAAUUAGAAUAUGUUAAUAAUUGGGAUUCAACAACUAGUUUAUAUCAUAAAAGUACAGGGAAGCUAUUAGUGACCUUUCGCAAUGAAAACAUGUAUUAUGACAAAAAAAAUGACAGUCCUCGAAGAACACUGUUAUCUCAUAAUGCAUCUUCAUCAGGUUAUGGAAGUAAAACUAAACAACAAGCCUCCAUGAUGGUUCAAUCACCAUGUGAUGAUAUUUAUUUGUGUGAUAAUUGUGAUGCUGAAUUCAUAGGUCUUGCCAAAAUGAAGCAACACGAAAAAAUGUGUUGCGGACAAGACCAUGGUAAUGGCUCACGCUCGCCUACCCCAGAUCUAUCUAUAGUCGAGCCUGAAUUACAACAGGAUCAAUUUCUGGAAUAUUUCCAAUUAUCUUCAAAUAAGACUGAAACUAAGUCCAUUUGUGCGAAUAACGCGAGUGUUCCUGAUAACAAUAUUGUUAGACGAACUUCUCGGCGUGUUAGGAGUUCUUUUAGUUUCGCGCGGUACGCCACUAUUCCAUUCUCAUCGCCCGCAGGUAUAAUACUUGCCAAAAAAUCGAAAGCGAUGACUGAAGACACGCAACAAGAACGAUUAGAUAGAAUCGAAAGGCAUGUUAUUGCACCUGUAUUGAACGAUUCAUACAGACCAAAAUGGCUAGACACAGAAGUAGAUUGUGAUAGAUGGAUAGUGACAUACAAACAAAACCGAGAUAAACUGACAAAUGAUUAUGUGCAUCAAUAUAAAUUUGUGAACUCUUUUAAAAGCAAACCAAUGCUGAAUAUACGAUCACAAUUGCUAUACGCCACAUGUCGACCAAUUUAUGUUAUUCUUACUCGCCUGAGUGAAAAACAAAUUGAUGAAUUAAAGAAGGAUUCCUCAAAAUAUCAAUGUCCUCAGAAAAAUAUUAAUGUACGAAAAGUUUUAUUAAUGAGAAGAGUGGGUCCAGCUUGCAAAACAAAACUGAAAAAGGCAACUUUUGAAAAUGCGUCGUUUGUAUCUUCGAAACGUAAAGCACCAUCGGGAAAUGAAUUAGAUCCGAUUAUUAUUGAAGAUGAAGAUAUUAGUACAACAACUAAAGAGACUUUAAUUACAUUUGCUGCUAUAAAAUCAUCUGUGGAUAAUAUGGAGACUAUAAAACCAAUCAAAGAAAGGAAAUGUCCAUCGAAUACAAUAAUGUUAAUUGAUCUCUGUUCAUCUGACGAAGAAGAAAAUGAUCAGAAUAAUCGAACAACUUGCGACGAGAAUAGAGAUCCUAUGAUUACCAUGGAUUCUCCAAGUGCAAAAUCUCUCCUGCGAAAAUUGACGCCGAAACAAACUUUACGCGAAACUUUGCAUUUACCACGUACACUUAUUGACAGAUUAGUUAUCGAACAACAUGUGGAACGAAGAUAAGAACAAGAAUAAAUUUUAUCCGUUAAAUGGACAUGUAUGUUUCUUUUUCUGAUCAUGGGUACUUUAUAUAAGAUAUUAUUGAGAUAAUAACUUAUUCAAUUU